AUGAUUGCUGCAACGGAGGGCGAUGGGCCAUCUAGUUGCAGUGCCGUCAUGGGAUAUGGUGGCGGACCACCGGAUGUCGGUGCUGUCAGAAGAGAUGGUGGCAAGCCACCAGAUGAUGGUGUCGGUUCAAGAGACGGUGGCGGGCCGCCGGAUAAUGGUACUGCCUCAAGGGAUGGUGGCGGGCCGCCAGAGGGUGGUGCUACUUCAAGAGAUGGUGGUGGGCAACCGAAAGAUGGCGUUGUUGGGGUGUUGACUGCUUCCAACGACGUCAUCGGGUGUAUCGGGCUAUGCGGUGGUUCCAAUGACUCAUCCUUCGUCUUCUUCGUCAUGCGUGGUUAA
Molecule: messenger RNA, 339 nt
Organism: Lactuca virosa
Lineage: Eukaryota; Viridiplantae; Streptophyta; Magnoliopsida; Asterales; Asteraceae
Source: the annotation of a GenBank genome assembly